Fusarium verticillioides 7600 is the source of this 6775-nucleotide messenger RNA. Its product is annotated as Ras-like protein. Gene Ontology annotation, biological process: signal transduction. Gene Ontology annotation, cellular component: plasma membrane. Gene Ontology annotation, molecular function: GTP binding; GDP binding; GTPase activity. The record is from RefSeq and is a predicted model, not a curated record. Lineage: Eukaryota; Fungi; Ascomycota; Sordariomycetes; Hypocreales; Nectriaceae. The coding region runs from base 426 to 1076 and encodes 216 amino acids. The transcript has 4 exons.
CUGGCCUUUCGACCCUUUCCCCUUUCAGGCCUUGUUCCCCUUCUCUCUCCUGGUCACUCUCAGUCUACCCUCAACUCUUCUGCUUUGACCUUUUUUUCGAACCCAUUUGGCCCAUUCGAAUCGUCUCUCUCCCUCUCUCCACACAUUCAAAGCUAGAAUCCGCUCGCCCCAGCGGCAAACCAUUCAGUGCAAUUCAAUCCGGUUCAGUUCAUUUCGUCCUAUUCCCCAUCUCCCUUUGUUCCUCGCAUCAUCUCGUGUCGACCGCAAAGAGCGCCUUGCACCUCGAAUCAUCUCAUCUCGUCCUGUCCUUUGUUGUUCGCCUUUCGACAAGUCCAUUUCUCGCGACGUCCGGAUCUUCAUUCACGACGACAAGUCCCGGUCAAGAGAUAUCAUUAUCAGGGAGCGCAUCUUGAACUCUAAUCACAAUGGCUGCGAACACAAAGUUCCUGCGAGAGUACAAGCUCGUUGUUGUAGGUGGCGGUGGUGUCGGCAAAUCCUGCUUGACUAUUCAGUUGAUCCAGAGCCAUUUCGUCGACGAGUAUGACCCCACGAUUGAAGACUCGUACCGAAAGCAGUGUGUCAUUGACGAGGAGGUCGCAUUGCUCGAUGUCCUCGACACAGCCGGCCAAGAGGAGUAUAGCGCCAUGCGCGAGCAGUAUAUGCGAACUGGAGAGGGAUUUCUGCUAGUCUAUUCGAUUACUUCGCGACAAAGUUUCGAGGAAAUCACCACCUUCCAGCAACAGAUUCUGCGAGUCAAGGAUAAGGAUUAUUUUCCCAUGGUCGUUGUUGGCAACAAGUGCGAUCUGGAAGGCGAUCGAGACGUGUCACGACAAGAGGGAGAGGCACUUGCAAGGUCGUUCGGUUGCAAGUUCAUCGAAACAUCCGCCAAGUCCCGAAUCAACGUCGACAAGGCCUUCUACGAUAUCGUACGAGAGAUCCGAAGAUAUAACCGUGAGAUGCAAGGCUACUCAACUGGUAGCGGUGGCACUUCAGGAGCGAACGGUCCCCCAAAGCCCAUGGAUAUGGACAACGGCGAGCAAGAAGCUGGAUGUUGUGCCAAGUGUGUACUUAUGUAAAGGGAAUAAUAUCCAAGGGCGAAAGGGAGAACAUCUCGAGACGAGGCGGAUGCGAUCGGCGGGAUAUACCCGAUAUGUCUGGUUUCUGUCAACUGCACGCGACACGAUGUGAGGAUGCAAUAUAACCAAUAGGCUUUAGGAAGAGCACGGAGAUGAAAAGUUGAUUGCAUCGGACGGGAGUCAGGAUCUGGGUUCAUAUUCACAUUUGAUUUGGACGCAGCCAACGGAGAUACCCAGCGAUAUGGGAUUUAGGGACCCGGCGUGCUUAUGGCAGAGAAAGUGUCUUUGUGAGCAAUGCCGAUGGUUCAUGCUUUAUGACCCACGAUCCAUACGACAUGGAACAUGGAUCGGCGUUUCUCUGGAGUGGCUCGCUAUCUUGGACGUUGUGGAUAAACAAAGAAAAGAAUCGUCUUGAUACUGGAAGAGAGAGAAAGACAGGGGAGGGAGUCUGCAGACAUUGCGAAUGCCAGAUGCAACUAAAUGCAAUGCUACUCAUCCCAUCCUCAGGACCUCGCGAGAGAUAAAAUUCACCCGACCAUUUCCUUUUUUUGUUCUGUGUUGCCCGGGAGGAUGAAUUUUUCAAAGUACGGCUUCAGAUUCUCUAUAUCCUUAUUUUCAUACAUGUAAUUUUUUGCUUCUAUUUUUUUCUAUUUGUCAAUCUCGAGGUCUCCUUCUCUCCAGCAGCAAUGGUUCAGUCAGUCAGACAAUACAAGUACACAUCCCUUUUUCUUGCGGUUCAAACAUCUUCGUCUUUUGUCUCUUGAUGCAGAACAUUCCGUUCGACUGUGUUGUCAGCCACAUGGCUUUUCUCAUAAAACAAUCUGGAAUGCUUCAUGUCCGAGAUUCAUCGGUGCGUCCCCUUGAGUUUCUCGUGCAUGAUAGGGUGGUCAAGUUCCUGGUUCGCUAUGUUAGGUCAGUCUCAGCCUAUCUGCGUCGUCGGCAUCUUGUUACGUAUGAAAACUGAUAAGUCAAUUGCAAACCUAGGUUCUAUGUCUCAGAAACGCCAAACUCCGGAAUCCUCCCACCUUAAGUUCACAUGAACCAGUGUUUUCAGCCAUUCAUUCAUUACCUAGACAGACACCACUUCCCCCAGAACCCUGCCGGUGGCUAUCUCUCGAUGCGGACCGAGAAGCUUGCGCCCAAUAUUUAGAUUCCACAGCGGCUUAUCAAUCACCUUUGGCUGGUUGUUCACGUCGUUCUGUUCAUUCACAACCCAGUCAUUGCAAACGACACAAGCCCAUGCCGUCGGCGCGCCCGUUACAAAACCAUCGACGUUGGCCGAAACAUUGACCUGCUCACUGGGUUUUUGCGCAAGGCAACUGGGACAUACUGCCUUCUUGAAGCGCGAAAGCCGCCAUUCUUGCAUCAAUGCCGCUUGUUUCAUAACCUCUUCGGCAUAGUACAACCUAUGGAACCGGCAGAGCGAUGUUCCUAGCAUUCUGUUGGCACACGAACAGCCUGUCAGAGCCUCGGUACUCUUCUUGAGGUUGGCGGCUUUCGAGAGGCCGUUGACCAGUUUCCGUCUGUUUUGGGACUGCGCUUCAUCAGCUGCAAUGCCAUAUACCCGUCUAGUGCCGACAAUUUGAUUCUGGACCGCGUUCGGAGCACCGGCGCUCAUCUGACCAGCACACUCAUUGCAGAGAUAAGCACGCAUGCUGAGAAGUUCGCUUUCAGUUAUGGGAUUGUGCUCAUGCUGGAACAAAUACUUGACGUUGCCCCGGGUACAAUCAUUGCACACGGGGAAGUAUGGCAGGGCUGUGUUGCGAUGCGCAGAACUCUGGCAAGUAGCCUGACCAUGCCCAUCAGUGUUCCAAGCGGCACAUGAACCCCAUCCGCCCUCUCCCGGUUCAGCACAAUAACGCUUUGUCCUUAUAACCUUGUCUUCGCGAGGCACGUCACCAAGAACAUUACGCACAGGUGUUGGUUGGUUUGUUUGACCAUUGACAAUGGAAAAGAGGCGAACCUGAGACUCCUCUUCAGGCUCUUUAGACUUUGACUCAUGCCAUUCGCUCAUGUCAAUACCCUCGAGAUGAUUGAAGACCUUCCAGCGUGAGCCCUUUGGCUUCUCCGUGAACCGAGGUUUCUGGUCCGGACCGAAUGUGAAACCAAGGAAAGGAUUGAAAGCAUCUCGACCGUUUGCCUUCUUGGGCACCAGGCUUCCGCCAGCCGUUCUCUCUUGGGAUGACUUUUUGCUGCCUCUAGAGGUUUGAGGCUUGAGCCAGCGCUCCCCGCGACUCGCUUGGGAACGCCUAUGUGUCUGCCCGCCUUCCCAAUCUACCAAGCUUGAGAACUCAUCCUGGGAUUCGUUGCUUCCUUCUGGAGACUGAUCUGGAGCCUGCGGACCACUGUGUGGCUCUUGUUGGUCAUUUUCGGUGUCCUUGGCCAGGAUGGCACUGUUAGCAUAGGGCGGACGUUCACCACUUUCAUCGUCUGCGGUUCCUCGCACAAGUGGAGCCAGCUUCUCAUACCAGUUUUCGGUGUCCCCCGAUUGACUGUUUUGUUGGUCACCUGUUUGAUCUUGAGGCAGUCCCGUUUGUGAAUGGAAAUCUAGUUGCUCUUGAUUCAAGUUGCCCCAACCUUGCGGAGUUGGCGGAACGUGACCUUGUGCCAUUUGAAGUUCCCCAUGUGUAUAGUCAAACGGCUCUUGGUCGGGGCCACCAUGCAUUGGCUGAUCAGCUAGCUGUGAAUUCCGUGUGAGGGUAUGUAGUUGCUGUUGAUCAAAGCCUCCGUCUUGUCCGAAUGCUGCUGGAUCUUGGCCUGACUCAUUCCGGUAGUACGUAAAGUCAAGUGGUUGUUGUGCCGCUGAAGGUUGAUGUAGCUGCGUUUGUGGUGCCGAUACAUUUUGUUGAGGAUUGUAUCCGUUUCCAUAUUGAUUUGACGGUUGGUAUGUCAGCGAUGGUGAGAACCCCUGCGAUUGUGUGUCAUUCGCAUUUCCAAGAGCACUCGGAAGCAUAGGAUCUUGCGUUCCCCAAAUGUCAGAGAGCACAGGACCUCCCUGGAAGCAGCGCACGCCAGAUAUCGGCGGUGGCAGGUUGUGUUCCAUACCGGCCGUCUUCAUCUGGAGAUUCUGAUGGUCGCGCAGGAGAUCCCAAACUUUUUGGUACCCUUGGAGAUCGUUCUUUGGAACCUGGGGUUGUUGAUUGAGCCAAAACCGAGCUACCAACCAGCGCAACUCAGAGGCAGAUGUGUCCUUCAGUUGCUUGUCACCCGAUGGAAUGGGAGGGAGGGCAAUGCCCUCAGGCGGGCGAUGAUGUUGAUGAGAUGCGGCUACGAAUCGAUAUUGCUCUGGACCACCCUUGGCGUCGGUCAGGCCGUACAUAGGAGCUGCAGGACCAAUCCAGUGUUCGAGCUUUUGACCAUCCUUGAGAUCGUUGACACCUCCAGCGCCAUAUCCCAAGGCCAGGUAGUACAAAGGACCAGGACUAUAGGUCUCUUUGUUUUGCCUGUUGGUUAACUUGCGGCGGUCAAUACAUCCAAACUUUUUCCAAUUGAAAGCAUCGCAUUUUGCUUUGCGAUGUCUGCAACUAUCACAUGGUCUUUGUCGGUCACAGUUCAACCCAUGCCUGACACAUUGCGUGCAGGCAUUGAAAGGGGUGAAUUGUCCGAAACCAACCCUGCUCAAAUCGAAGAUUGGAUGCUGUCGAAAACGACCCUUUUCUUCCUCGACCAUACAGUCGAUACCAAGCUGCGUACAGCGCUCACACGCGUUGUAUGGCUGGUGCCACAUGACCAGACAGUCAGUAAUCUUCCCAGCUGUCUUGCAUCCUUGACACGGCUUUCUCCAAGUUGUGUUGGGCAGCACUUCCGCAUAUUCAUGCCAUUUUUCUUUGUCCCCCUUUGUAUUCUCUUUGUCCGCCUCGAACUCGGGGCGUAUCUUCCAGCUUUGGGGAAUAUUCUUUGCAUUGAAAGAAAAACCGUCCAUGAGCUCUCCAAGGUCCAAACAUAUUGUCCCAUCUCUUUGACAUUGUUUGCAGGCUCGCCUUUCCUCCCACUCUCCCCUGUCUCUAAUCCAGCUGCAGCAAUCGUCUCCCUUCACGUCACCGUUCUUGUGACGCAAGAAACAACGAUCGCAUGGAUGUCGGUACCACGGUCGACGUGUGAGCUUCUUUGGCCGUCUCAGGGGCAUCGUUUCAGAUAGGUCAACCUUGCACUCCCCCUGUCUUCGACAAUUGAGGCAAUAGUAGCCUAGUAUCGUAUCGACAUCGCAUAUUCCUCCCUGUUUCUUCCUGGCACAUGCGUCGCAAGCCGUCUUCUCAUACCCUUGAGGAUCGCCAACGCCGUACCUUUUGUGCUCGAAGUGGAUCAGCGUUUUAGGACCUUGAACCAGGCACUUAUGGCCGGCCAGCUCUGGGUUAUCCUUGUUUUUAGAGCGGUGAUCAGCGCAGUUGGUGCAUUCUAGAUCAUAUACUUCGGGGCCGUUGCUUUGUCUGACCUGUUCCCAGUUACAUUCCUUGCUCUGCGGGUUUUCACGACAAAAGAUGCAAAUUGUCCCUGCAACGACCUUUUCAUGAUCUUCUUUCUUGAGAUCUUUGAGAUAAUUGCUCUUCGUCUUGGAGGCAGCCGGUUCUCCCCUGGGCUUCUUUUGCGGCCUGGGAUCCGAAACAAGAUCAUUUUCACCAUCGUGUUCCUCUUCAUCAAUAUCCGCUUUCCGUUUCCUGGUUCUCUGGAGUUGCCUUGAUGAAGGUGAUGUUGUGUUUGGGGCGGGCCCGGGGAUUUCAGAACUAUUGGCGUUGUCUCCUUCGUCGCUAGAAGUGCUCGGCUGAAGAUUUCUCAUCCUUUUCGGAGCGGGCACCGUGGUAUCUGGGGAAGCCGCACGACCUCUCUUCUUGGGACUGGGGCCACCAAAUGAUGCCUGAAAAGUUGGAGCAGAGGGAAGAGCAAGAGGAGUGUUGACCACAUUGUGAUGAACUGCAGUGGAAUGAGGCUCAUGUUGACUUUCAACAGGCGCAGGUUCCGCAGGCGUAUAAUCAACGUUCCCCGUAUUAUUCGGGUCAAGGUCAGUUGAGCCAGGAUCUUCAAUUGGAAAUAGAUUUGGAACGUCAAGAGAAGAAUCGUUGUCGGAUGGAAUCAUUGCCACAUUAUCUGUGUACCUCUGUAGCAGAUGCCGAAGCCGACACAGAGCCGAAUCACAAGCCUGUGCCUGUGCCUGAGGAUUAGGAGCAGGGCGCUUGAAUAUCUCGUCUAGAAUACCGUGGGAUAUCUUAGGUAUAUCUCGCGUCUCACAGUUCAAGUCCUCCGGCUGAGAAGGGUUCGGCUGGUUCGCAUGCUGUACUUGGGGCAUCGGAGGUUGUUGCCCCCCAGGGUUCAAGCCAGCGUUCUGUCCGUUAGAACCCUGAACAGGCUCAUUGGGAGCUGUAUUGCUCAAGCUUGGAUCCCACGAAUUUCCAUGUAUCGAAUACUGAUUGGGAUAUUGGCCUGGGUUUUGACCCUGAUUUCCGGUCUGAUUCUGGUUCUCAUCAUCAGGAAGCAUGCUGUUGUUAGGGUUUCUCGACAUGUUGUUAUAGUCUCGAGAGAGAAAUUCCGACUGUUUAAUUCUCGAUGAAUGAUACGGUACUUUGAACUGAAGGAGUUUGUAAGUAUUUGAGGGCAGAUAAGUUGGAGUCAAAGUGUGCUCCCUGAGCUAGUUUGUCAGAGACGGACUGCACAACAACAUAAAUAAUAGAAACAAUGAGAGUCCUGUUUAUAAGUUUUAAUACGGA